This is a messenger RNA of Xyrauchen texanus (razorback sucker), 3400 nucleotides long. RefSeq lists its product as uncharacterized. The record is from RefSeq and is a predicted model, not a curated record. Bases 298 to 1941 code for a protein of 547 amino acids. The transcript is spliced from 5 exons. Lineage: Eukaryota; Metazoa; Chordata; Actinopteri; Cypriniformes; Catostomidae.
UUUUAUAUUUAUUUUAUUAAUAUUAUUAUCGUUUAUUUUUGUGUCUCAUGUGUCUUAAUCCUUAAUUUAAAAUGUUAAGAGUUUUCGAUAUAAUAUUGCUGCUAUUUAGGUAGGCAGGUCUAUGUGUUUUAAACGCCGCCCUCAUGAAACGCGUCUCCGGAACACGCGGCGUAACGGGAUGAGCGGCAGCUCGAGCUCAAGCGUUCACUGAUCCACAAUAAACAACAGCGGGACAACCUGUCAGAUUAGACAUUUCUGUUGCAUUUCUUAUCUUAAAAGUAACGACAGGAAGCGACCAUGACUCUAGACGCGCCAGUCAUUUUGGCCGCACUUUUCUUUACGAUUAUUGCCAUUAUAAUCGCAUCGACGCUACUGGCGAAGAAACCCGCGCCUAAGAAAGAAAGCAAGCGACACGCGGAGGAGAGACCGGAGCGGGACACGGACUAUCCGCAGCCCAGAGUGGAGGCUCCAGCUCCGGCUCCAGUGAAGGAGCAGCUCGUUCCCAAGAAAAAGGAAAAGCCGGUUCCUGAAGUCAUCCCAGUGCAACAAACACCUGUCCAGGCAGAGGUAAAGACUGAAAAGGAGGCGGUCAUUGAACCAAAAAAGGAAGAGGAUGUUCCUGUCGCCCCUGUUAUUGAGGAGGUUGGUGUUGUACAGGAGCAUCCUGCAGCUGAACCUGAAGUCAUCCCUGUACACAAAACACCUGUCCAGGCAACUCCAGAGCUUGUACCUGAGGCCAUCGUAGAAUCUGCCCUUGUGGAUGUGCCCAUCGCUGUGACAGAGCAAGUGCCUGAGCAAGUAGAGGUACCUAGACCUGCACCAGAACCAGUGGUUGCACAAGUAGAAGAGCCAGUGCCCGAACCAGUGAAAGAGUCUGUCCCAGAACCAGAGCCUGAAUCAGUGUUAGACGUGCCUGUCCCAGAGUCCACCCCUGGAACCAUCCCAGAGGUGUCUGUCACAGAUCCAACCCCUAAAACAGUCCUAGAGGUGCCCGUCCCCGAGCCCACGACCAAAACGGUGCCAGAGGUGACCAUACCAGAUCCUGCCCCUGAUACAGUCCCAGAGGUGCCUGCCCCUGAACCAGUGUCUGCACCUACUCCUGAACCAGCCUCAAAGGUCGCCGCCCCUGAACCAGUGUCUGCACCUACCCCUGAACCAGUCUCAAAGGUGCCCGCCCCUGAGCCAGUGUCUGCACCUACCCUUGAACCUGCCUCAAAGGUGCCCGCCCCUGAACCAGUGUCUGCACCUACCCCUGAACCAGUCUCAAAGGUGCCCGCCUCUGAGCCAGUGUCUGCACCUACCCCUGAACCAGUCUCAAAGGUGCCCGCCCCUGAACCAGUGUCUGCACCUACCCCUGAACCAGUCUCAAAGGUGCCCGCCUCUGAGCCAGUGUCUGCACCUACCCCUGAACCAGUCUCAAAGGUGCCCGCCUCUGAGCCAGUGUCUGCACCUACCCCUGAACCAGUCUCAAAGGUGCCCGCCUCUGAGCCAGUGUCUGCACCUACCAUUGAACCAGUCUCAAAGGUGCCCGGCCCUGAACCAGUCUCUGCACCUACCCCUGAACCAGACUCAAAGGUGCCCGGCCCUGAAGCAGUGUCUGCACUUGCCCCAGAGCCAGCAUCUGAGCCCACUCUUGAAGCAGAACCUUCGCCCAUCCACGAGGCCUCUUCAGCAGCUGAAUCAGCUCCAGAGGUCCCUGAGAAUAAUGAUGUUGCAGCUGCCUCUGUGACAGAUGAGGGUGAGACCCCCGCAGUUGUGCCCGGUAAGAAGAGAACCACCAAGUUUGAGAAGAGAAUGGCCAAGGAAGAGAUGGAAGAAGAGCAAAGGGUGCAGCAGGAACAAUUGGAUGCAAUCUUCAAGCUGCUCCGAGAGAACCAGGAGACAUUUGGAGAGAUGACGGAGGGUGACGAGGAGGAGCAACUCAAACUUUACACUCUGUAGUCUUACUAACCCACCUCAGUUUCAUGUAGGACAGAAAAUGUUUUAAGUAACAUGGGCAUUUCACACAGCACUUCACACUGGUUUUCACAUCCUCCUCCUUUAUGUUUGGGGUCCAAGACACCCCAAUACUUUACUGUAUGUACAUAAUAAUCAUUUUAAAUUUACUUCUUGUUUUCCCUUUCAAAUGGUCUUUACAUGUACACUGAAAACCCUAAUGAGUUGACUUUACUCAAUUUAUUGAGUAAACUUGUUCCAUCAAUUAAAUUGAGUAAUGGGAUCUCCAAAACUUUUAGCGGUUAAGUUGAAUUAACUCGGUGAUCAUCAAUGAACUUAACUAUUUAGGUUAAUGAAACUAGAUGCAGUUAGAUUUAACUCAGAUUUGCUAUUUUUAUUUCAAUCUUGUUGUUUCUACUUUUUUAGAAUUUGAAUUGAACUUACUCAAAUUUAGAUCAUACAAUAAAACAGCUCAGUUAAAGAAGAUUAUAUCCAAUUCUAGGUCAAUCAUUUAGUAAACUUAAGUCUCCACAGAAGUGCAUAUAUACCUGUUCUUCAGUUAAAAGUGAAAUGGAGUGAACAGGGUCCAACUUGACCAAAGGGGACAGAUUACCUUAAUGGUGACAUCACACAAAACAACUAAACGCAACAAAACAGCAUAACUAAUCAUUCAAAAGAGCUCAAACCUCUAUGAAUUCUUAACUAUGUUUAGAUGCCCCUAUAAGUUCCCUUUGACCAAGAGAACAGAGUUUAAUAAUUCAAGUGCAAGGCUCAAUGUUGUGCUCUGUCUAUUGAGUAAUUAACACUUAAAAUCAAACUUUUACAUUUUUAAGAAAAAUAAGUUCAAGGAACAUAGAUAUUUGAGUCAUGAGUCCAAAACUUGUCAUAUCAAGUCAUGUUUAAUUCCAGUAAUGACAACAUUAGGGUUUGCAGUGUGCCUCUGCCCUAAUUGAAACCUAUUUAACACACAGUUAUGUUCCUCUGUUUUACCACAAAGUUGCGUGUACUGCUACAGUGUGUAUACCAAUUAGAAAUUAAUUCAUUGCACAUUCUGUUUUAUAUUUGGGGUAGAACGAAACCCAGGAUUAUGUUGGCCCAAACAUUUUAAGUGUGAAAUGCCCAUUAAUACAGUAAAGCAGGUUAAAUAUGAUCACUGUGUACAGUAAAACUCUUGAUGUAUGACACACAGGUACUGUAGUGGUCAAAUGACUAUGUCAGCUGAUUUUUGAAAAUCUCUUUUUCUAUUUAAAAAAAAUAAUAAAAAUAGUGUGUGUGAGUGGUAUAGCCUAUGUUAAUCUAUUUAUUUUUGUGUUUAAUAUGAAUUAAUGAAUGAUAACUAAAAAACUUUUUUUUUUAUUCAGACAACACAAGAAAACCGCGUUUAUGCGAGAUUUUAAAUAAUCUGAUUAUUUUCUGCUUUUGUCAUGCACACAGGUAAGGACACCAUUAAAGGUUUUAGCUGCAA